Messenger RNA from Meriones unguiculatus (Mongolian gerbil), 9391 nucleotides. It is a transcript of the gene Dcc, whose product is annotated as DCC netrin 1 receptor. Gene Ontology annotation, cellular component: membrane. The record is from RefSeq and is a predicted model, not a curated record. Gene Ontology annotation, molecular function: protein binding. Lineage: Eukaryota; Metazoa; Chordata; Mammalia; Rodentia; Muridae. The coding region runs from base 680 to 5023 and encodes 1447 amino acids. Gene Ontology annotation, biological process: cell-cell adhesion. The transcript is spliced from 29 exons.
CUGAUCCAGUUCGUUUCCCUCCGGUCUCCGCAUUUUCCUUUCCAACCCUCCACUUCUCCGGAUCAAUGGAUAGUAAGGUUCCAACUCUCAGCUCACACACGGGCGGACACCCCAGUAACAAGUGAGAGCGCUCCGCCUGGCACUCCCCCGACUCCGUCCCCUACUCUGUUCCCCAUCUCUGACAAGCCAAAAGGACAGCAUCAACAGCGCGGAUUUUUCUCUCCAACUUUACCCAACCGACUACGAGGAAGCGGCUUCAACGUUCUAACGCAUGGCCAGCCACGGGAUUGCUUUGCGUCUCCUCACUAGCCCUCCUGGAUAUUCUGUUCAUUGAUGCCUCAAAACCUCGCGAAGAGCUGUCUCCCUUUUGCUUGAUCCCUCUGUUUCCUUGAGUUAGUUCUGAAAGGUGUUACCGGGGUUCGGGAGCUCUUGGACCAAAUGGAACUUUUUGCUGCCUCUUCUUGCUGCUGAUUGUGUCCCUGGACAAGGAAAAAGGCUUCGCAGGCAGAAGAGGCGCAGGGGAGGUGGAGAAAGAGGUGGAGGAAGAGGACGAGGAAGAGGAGGAGGAAGCCUAAGGGGCUCGGCGCGGGUGUGUGCAUGUGUGCAUGCGUGUGUGAGUGCAUGUGUGUGAGUGCCACCGCUGCCCAGGACCCCCGGCCCCGAAGGUGUUGGCUGAAAUAUGGAGAAUAGUCUUGGAUGUGUUUGGGUACCCAAGCUGGCUUUUGUACUCUUCGGAGCUUCCUUGCUCAGCGCGCAUCUUCAAGUCACUGGUUUUCAAAUUAAACCUUUCACAUCCCUUCGUUUCGUGUCUGAACCUUCUGAUGCUGUCACAAUGCGGGGAGGAAAUGUUCUGCUCAACUGCUCUGCGGAGUCUGACCGAGGAGUCCCAAUCAUCAGGUGGAAGAAAGAUGGUCUCAUGCUAGCCUUGGGCAUGGAUGACAGGAAGCAGCAACUUCCUAAUGGGUCUCUGUUGAUACAAAACAUACUUCAUUCCAGACAUCACAAGCCAGAUGAGGGACUUUACCAAUGUGAAGCAUCCUUGGGAGAUUCUGGCUCAAUUAUUAGUCGAACAGCAAAGGUCUCAGUAGCAGGACCACUGAGGUUCCUUUCCCAGACAGAAUCUAUCACAGCCUUCAUGGGAGAUACAGUGCUACUCAAGUGUGAAGUCAUUGGGGAGCCCAUGCCAACAAUCCACUGGCAGAAAAAUCAGCAAGACCUCAUCCCAGUCCCAGGAGACUCCCGCGUGGUUGUCUUACCCUCUGGAGCAUUGCAGAUCAGCCGACUUCAACCAGGAGACAUUGGAGUCUACCGAUGCUCAGCUCGGAAUCCAGCCAGCAUAAGAACAGGAAACGAAGCAGAAGUCAGAAUCUUAUCAGAUCCAGGGCUGCACAGGCAGCUGUAUUUUCUGCAGAGACCAUCCAACGUAAUAGCCAUCGAAGGAAAAGAUGCUGUCCUGGAGUGCUGUGUUUCUGGCUAUCCUCCGCCAAGCUUCACCUGGUUACGGGGCGAGGAGGUCAUCCAACUCAGGUCUAAAAAGUAUUCAUUGUUGGGUGGAAGCAAUUUGCUCAUCUCUAACGUGACAGAUGAUGACAGUGGAACCUAUACUUGUGUUGUCACAUAUAAGAAUGAGAAUAUUAGUGCCUCUGCGGAGCUUACAGUCUUGGUUCCACCAUGGUUUUUAAAUCACCCUUCCAACCUCUAUGCCUAUGAAAGCAUGGAUAUUGAAUUUGAAUGUGCAGUUUCUGGGAAGCCUGUGCCUACUGUGAAUUGGAUGAAGAAUGGAGAUGUGGUCAUUCCUAGUGAUUAUUUUCAGAUAGUGGCUGGAAGCAACUUACGGAUCCUUGGGGUAGUGAAAUCAGAUGAAGGCUUUUAUCAAUGUGUGGCUGAAAACGAGGCUGGCAAUGCCCAAAGCAGUGCCCAACUGAUUGUCCCCAAGCCUGCCAUCCCAAGCUCCAGCAUCCUCCCUUCUGCUCCCAGAGAUGUGGUCCCUGUCUUGGUUUCUAGUCGCUUUGUCCGUCUGAGCUGGCGUCCACCUGCAGAAGCAAAGGGGAACAUUCAAACCUUCACAGUCUUUUUCUCCAGAGAGGGUGACAACAGGGAGCGAGCUUUGAAUACAACCCAGCCUGGGUCCCUUCAGCUUACUGUGGGAAACUUGAAACCAGAAGCCAUGUACACCUUCAGAGUUGUUGCCUACAAUGAGUGGGGACCUGGGGAGAGUUCUCAGCCCAUCAAGGUGGCCACUCAGCCUGAGUUGCAAGUUCCAGGGCCAGUAGAAAACCUGCAUGCUGUAUCUACCUCACCUACCUCAAUUCUUAUUACAUGGGAACCCCCUGCCUAUGCAAAUGGUCCAGUCCAAGGUUACAGAUUGUUCUGCACUGAGGUGUCCACAGGAAAAGAACAGAAUAUAGAGGUUGAUGGACUAUCUUAUAAACUGGAGGGCCUGAAAAAAUUCACGGAAUAUACUCUUCGAUUCCUAGCUUAUAAUCGUUAUGGGCCAGGAGUAUCUACUGACGACGUAACGGUGGUUACACUGUCAGAUGUGCCAAGCGCGCCACCUCAGAACAUCUCACUGGAAGUGGUUAACUCAAGGAGUAUCAAAGUAAGCUGGUUUCCUCCUCCAUCAGGAACACAAAAUGGAUUUAUUACUGGCUAUAAAAUUCGACACAGAAAGACUACCCGCAGGGGUGAGAUGGAAACACUGGAACCAAAUAACCUCUGGUACCUGUUCACAGGGUUGGAAAAAGGGAGUCAGUACAGUUUCCAAGUGUCGGCCAUGACCGUCAAUGGCACUGGACCACCUUCCAACUGGUACACAGCAGAAACACCAGAGAAUGACCUAGAUGAGUCUCAAGUCCCUGACCAGCCAAGCUCUCUCCAUGUGAGACCCCAGACAAACUGCAUCAUCAUGAGCUGGACUCCUCCUCUCAACCCAAACAUCGUGGUGAGAGGCUACAUUAUCGGAUAUGGUGUCGGCAGUCCCUAUGCUGAGACAGUGCGCGUGGACAGUAAGCAGCGCUACUACUCCAUCGAGAGACUGGAGUCAAGUUCUCAUUAUGUAAUCUCCUUAAAAGCUUUCAACAAUGCUGGUGAAGGUGUUCCUCUCUAUGAAAGUGCCACCACCCGCUCCAUAACAGAUCCCACUGACCCCGUUGAUUAUUAUCCUUUGCUUGAUGAUUUCCCCACCUCGGGCCCAGAUGUCUCCACCCCCAUGCUCCCACCAGUAGGUGUACAGGCUGUGGCUCUUACCCAUGAGGCUGUGCGGGUCAGCUGGGCAGACAACUCUGUCCCGAAGAACCAGAAAACAUCCGAUGUGCGACUUUACACCGUCCGGUGGAGGACCAGCUUUUCUGCCAGCGCCAAGUACAAGUCAGAGGACACCACAUCCCUCAGCUACACGGCGACUGGCCUCAAGCCAAACACGAUGUAUGAGUUCUCAGUCAUGGUGACAAAGAACAGAAGAUCGAGCACGUGGAGCAUGACUGCACACGCCACCACCUAUGAAGCCGCCCCGACUUCUGCUCCCAAGGAUUUGACAGUCAUUACUCGAGAAGGGAAGCCUCGUGCUGUCAUUGUGAGCUGGCAGCCUCCCUUGGAAGCCAAUGGGAAGAUCACUGCUUACAUCUUGUUUUAUACCUUGGACAAGAACAUACCAAUAGACGACUGGAUUAUGGAGACCAUCAGUGGCGAUCGGCUUACCCAUCAGAUCACGGAUCUCAACCUUGACACCAUGUACUACUUCCGAAUUCAAGCACGGAACGCAAAAGGAGUCGGGCCUCUCUCUGAUCCCAUUCUCUUCAGGACUUUGAAAGUGGAACACCCAGACAAAAUGGCUAAUGACCAAGGUCGUCAUGGAGAUGGAGGUUAUUGGCCAGUUGAUACUAACUUGAUUGACAGAAGCACUCUCAAUGAACCACCCAUUGGACAGAUGCACCCUCCGCAUGGCAGUGUCACUCCUCAGAAGAACAGCAACCUGCUGGUGAUAACGGUGGUCACCGUUGGCGUCCUCACAGUGUUGGUCGUGGUGAUUGUAGCUGUGAUUUGUACCCGGCGUUCUUCAGCCCAGCAGAGAAAGAAACGGACCACCCACAGUGUGAGCAAGAGGAAGGGCAGUCAGAAGGACCUCAGACCUCCUGAUCUUUGGAUACAUCAUGAAGAAAUGGAAAUGAAAAAUAUCGAGAAGCCCGCAGGAACCGACCCCGCAGGAAGGGACUCCCCCAUCCAGAGCUGCCAAGACCUCACACCAGUCAGCCACAGCCAGUCAGAAUCCCAGAUGGGAAGCAAAAGUGCCUCCCAUUCAGGUCAAGACACUGAGGAAGCAGGGAGCUCCAUGUCCACUCUGGAGAGGUCCCUUGCAGCACGCCGGGCUACCAGGGCCAAGCUCAUGAUUCCCAUGGAGGCCCAGGCCAACAAUCCUGCUGUUGUGAGUGCUAUCCCUGUACCAACACUGGAAAGUGCCCAGUAUCCAGGAAUUCUCCCAUCUCCCACUUGUGGAUACCCCCAUCCGCAGUUCACUCUCCGGCCGGUACCAUUCCCAACACUGUCUGUGGACCGAGGUUUUGGAACAGGAAGAAGUCAGUCUGUGAGUGAAGGACCAGCUACCCAACAACAACCCAUGCUGCCCCCGGCUCAGCCUGAGCAUCCCAGCAGCGAGGAAGCACCCAGCAGAACUAUCCCCACAGCCUGUGUACGACCAACACAUCCACUCCGCAGCUUUGCUAACCCUUUGCUACCUCCACCAAUGAGUGCAAUAGAACCAAAAGUCCCUUACACACCGCUUUUGUCACAGCCAGGACCUACCCUUCCCAAGACUCAUGUUAAAACGGCCUCUCUUGGACUGGCAGGAAAGGCAAGGUCCCCUUUGCUUCCUGUGUCUGUGCCAACAGCCCCUGAAGUAUCUGAGGAGAGUCACAAGCCGACGGAGGAUCCAGCCAGUGUAUAUGAACAGGAUGACCUGAGUGAACAAAUGGCAAGCUUGGAAGGUCUGAUGAAGCAACUUAAUGCCAUCACAGGUUCAGCCUUUUGACACAUGUUGCCGAAACAUUGAAAAUUUUCAGGAACUUUACAGCAUACCAAUUAUCCAUAAACAGCACACCUGUGUCCAAAAACCCUAACCAGUGUACAGGUCAACUGUCUGGACCACUCAGUCAAGGAACACCUGAAGCACUUCAGAAGAAAUUAGCAUCCCACCCUAUAUGGACAUCAGGAAUUGUACAAUGAUGGCCAUGAGGUCCCUCAGAUGCAUCUUCACCGCCAAGUCAAGGCUGAAGCUGCUUGCAAAGUUCUGGGUCUUUGUCACUGCAGUGACCAUGGUGUCAUAACUAAUGCCUACAUUUUUUUUUCAGUGAGACCUUUCAUUUUCUGCAUAUGUCUAGUCUCACAAAAUACAAGUGCAUUAUUUCAGACUGUACCAUGCCAUAGCAAAUCAAUACAAACUCACUAUUUUUGUUUUCUACUUUAAACUACAAAGCAUCCAUGGUAAUUCUCUCACUCCAUAGCACCAAAGGAUUGGAUGUUUUCCUGACAGCGUAAAAAAGUAAAUAAGUGGAUAAGCAAAAGGCAGUGAAUGCUUGUUUAUAGCUCAAUCAUUCAUCUCACACAAGUGGCAGGAAUUAGUGAGUGGGUAUAAAAGUUUUACAAAUUUUAGCAAGUCUUUGUAAAUCCAUUCUUGGUUAAUGUUUAUGUCUAGCGUGUAGGAACUUAAAAAUCCUCAACUGGUGGCACCCUGCCAACAACACCUUUCCAGAAGGAGAAUACAAUAUGCAAUCUUCUCAGACAUGUGGUGAUUGUGUACUUAAGCUUGUAGUAUGACGUUUUUCAAUUUGAGUGGCUUCUGUGCCAUUCCACACUGUGAUGGCCUGUCUGAGUUAAACUAAGGCUUCUUCUUCAGGAGUUUGGCCAGAAGAAUUCCACCAUCCUCCAUUCCCAUCAUCCCCCUACUUCUCCUGGGCAAGGCUCCUAAGUAGCCUUAGGUAAAAUGGCCAGCUCCAUACAUCAUACAUCCUGUGUCCCCAGUAUCCCUCUGUGGAGAUAGUAGACUUCCUGAGAGCAAGCUCAAAAGAAAGAAAAGGAGCAUGAAAGACCAUUUCCCAGAGCCCCUUUUCAUGAGUGAUGUCACUUCCACCUAUAACAUCUUCAUUGAGCUGUGCGAGGCAACAUUGACAGAUGUUGACCACAGGCUCUGUUGGCAAGGCAAACUUCCACACUAAUGCUAAGACAGAGUCAGGGAGGAGAGAGGGGUAGGUACCACUUGACAUCUGACACAUCAUAACUCCUGUAGGUAUUUUUCAAAACAGCAUCUUAAACUGUGGACUAGAAUUUUGAACUUCUAUUGCCGUGUAUCUACAGCUUGAACCUAGCUGAAAUUAAGAACAUUCUGUGCAUUCCCUUUUAGUUUAUGAAUUUUCAGCUGUAUUUGGAGUUAAUCCCUACUUAUGCAGCUGAGUCGCCAAAAGGGAGCUAGUUUGCAUAUUUAUCAGUUAGGUGACUCGAAAACCCAAUGAGAGUUUCAGCUGAAUUAUUCCUUUCAGCUCUGCCUUUGAUUUCAAGCUUGAGUAGGUCAUAAUUUUAAAAGAGCAUGGCAAGGAUAGGAUCUUUACAACCUAAUAGCUCCUUUUAUUAGGUGGGUAAUUAUAUAUGAAUCCCUGAAUGAAAUAUUUUGAGCAAAAUGGCACUGUAACAGAAAUAAUAAUUCAGAUUAUUUUUUUACAGUUUUAUGUCUGGAAGGAAAUCUGAUGUCAGAGGGCUUGUUCAAAUGGUUCAUUAGAAAGUCUGGUCCAUUUGCAAAAUCUUCCUUCAACAAGAGUGCUUGUUGGAUUCACUGAGAUUUUUUCUGGAAGUAUUUUCAAAGAGCUAUGCGAUGUUAUUUAAUAGGACAGAAUGCUUUUGUUCAGUAUUUGGGCACUUAGGUAGACAACUUUCAACUGACCUGAAAUAAAGCAUUUCUUAACACAGCAUUGAAUACUUUAAAAAUAAUCCAUUAUUACAAACUGGAAAAUGUUUAUUAAGUUAGCAUAACUUUCUCAAAGUCCCACAUUAUGCUCCCCUUAACAGUAUCUACAAAAACAAAACAAAACAACAACAAUAACAACAACCAAAAAAAAAAAAAAAACAAACCACUAUUUGGAGCUAUUUAAUAUUCAUGAGAAUCAAUCAAAUUUUAGUUUGGGGUGUGCUACAAACCUCCAAUAUUGGGGACUGAGUUAUGUUGGAAAGCUGUUCUGUAAAAUCUAGUUGGAAAGUCAAGACAAUGAGCAUUUUCACAGGACUCUAGGCCUUUCCACUCAGUCAACAAUAUCAGGAAGUUUAAUCAUUAAAAGUCAUUGAAAGUAUGCAAUCUAUUCUGUGGGAGUUAUAUUCUUUCCACACUCCCUACUGUCAUGCCAUGAAUAUACAGUGCAAUUUAUUUAUGCAUACUUAGCAGACUAGUAUCAUUAACCAAGAGGUUUUAAUGUACAAUGAGUUCAACAUGGCUUCUGCAGAGCUCUUGAUUCCCGAUUCUUUCCAGUGAUUUUUGUGUGUAUAAGAAACUUGUCCAGGUUUCCAGGUGACAUUUUACUUCCCUGGUCUCCUCUUACAAGACAGACUCUGGGAGUGGUUUGAGGCAGCCUGGUGUAGUUCCUUCUGAGUCAAGCUCAUGACAUGCAGGACCCUUUAAGCUUAUAAAUCUCUUUGCCUCCCAUUGGGCAGAGCAGAGCAAGCGGCCAGCAUCGCUGACAGUAAGAGUCAAUUCUCUGUUAAAAGAAAAAAAAAAUCAAACUUGGCAGGAGGACUUGGGUUUUAUACACUUUGCUAAAAUGCAAAGCAAGAGCCUGCUCUUGAAGAACUUUGCAAUUUUUUUUCUAUUUCAUUUUGAUAAGAAAGCAAUUUUCGCUCCUCCAGCCAGCUCUGCAUUUGUUUAAACUGACAAAGAUGAAGGUAGCUCAAAGUGUAUACAAAACAUUGGUAUAAUGCUCUAGUCAAAAGUUAAGUAUUUCUUAGUGAUUCACACUUAAUGAGAAACUGGUUAUAGCUGCCUCCAUAUAAUAGACCCAUAAUCUUCUAGAAUAUUUAAAUAAUACAGCUUUAUAUUUGGCUAUUAUUAAAUCCAUACUCAGUUGAACAACCCAGAAAUAAAAAUAUUCAAGCCAAUGAUGUAAACAGCAGGCUUAUUUAUGGCUUUCUUUUAGGGACUGAAUACAAUAAUAGUUGUUUUUUUUUUUUUUUUGGUUUUUUUCAAAAUAAAGAUUGUUAAAAAUGAGGUGUAUGCUUCAUGCUCUGUGGAGGUGGCAUUUACAGAAGGAGAGUCCAGACAUUUUAAAGCUUACUGUCACUUACUGGCUUUCCCAAUAAACAACUUCUCAGGCAUAGGUCUUUCCUAAGCACCCUCAAAGGCUAUGCUCAGAGAUAGUGGUUGAAACUUGACUUUCCUUUGGAUGCCUCUCCUGAGUUUGUUCAAAUAAGCAUCUAAAGGUCACCUAUAAAUGAACACAGUGUCUCAGUCAUGGUAGGUGAACUGUGAGUCCAGCAGAUUACUUCUUAAAAGGCUGCCUACAUUUUAUGUAAAACCUUAUCACAGGCCCAGAUUUCUGGUGUUUAUGGAAUACUCAUUUCCAGUCAGUGAGACAAAGGAAAAUGGAAAUCUCCCAAGUCUUAGAUGAAUUUAAGGAAAAUAAAAGUAAUAUGGACUUUAAAAAUAUUCAGAGAAGUAAUAUAGAGACUAUACAUUCUCCCUUGCUUACCCUAUUUCUCCUUAUAUAACUACAGGCUAUUUCCAAGGCCAAAAUUUAGUGCCAUGGCCUUGUUUAUGUGGAUAUACCUACUUACUGUGGUUUAAGAAUAAAUAGCCCAGGGCACUAUGGAUCUGCAGAAGUCACCAUGUACUCAAGUACAAACUUCCUUUUCUAAAAUCAAAUUCAAAGCAAUGUUAUCCUCAUAAUUCAUAUUUAUCUUAUGACUUUCAAAAAUCAUUUUUAUGUAUAAAUAUCAUUUAAAUAUUAUCCAGAAAAGCUUUGUUCUUAGUUCAGUAUCUUGAAAGUAAUUUUGGACAGUAGAGAAUCACAGAGAGGUGUUUUGUGUGAUGCCUCUCAUCUGAGAAUAUGUGUCCCAAUGCUUGAGUCCACCUUGUCAAUCAAGUAACUGCUUCCAAAAAGAUUUGAUUUGCAAAAGAAAUGCUGUAUUUCUUGUCAGCGAGGUUAGAUAGGAGACAACGCCAUGCCCAUAUCAGCAAAUGAGUGUAACUUCUGAUGUGGCUCACCCUUUCUGCCAUUGGAUAACUUUUCACAAGGGCAACUUCCAGGAACUCGGCAACACUCUGAAGGGUGUUUUUCUCUUGAUCUCAGCUUUGUGCACUACCACCUUCCGACUUUCGUUGUUGAUAGGAGAGCAACAGCAAAACUGUACAAGAUAUCACAAA